This is a messenger RNA of Zingiber officinale, 1075 nucleotides long. RefSeq names its product 14-3-3-like protein B. Gene Ontology annotation, biological process: signal transduction. Gene Ontology annotation, cellular component: cytoplasm. The transcript is spliced from 7 exons. The record is from RefSeq and is a predicted model, not a curated record. NCBI's taxonomy places the organism in Eukaryota, Viridiplantae, Streptophyta, Magnoliopsida, Zingiberales, Zingiberaceae. Bases 116 to 907 code for a protein of 263 amino acids.
UGAUUUCUUUCACCGUCCAGACCGCUAAUCUGUUCCCUUGUCUUCACCGAACCGAAGGCGAAAAGCUGAGGGCAAGAGAAGGCGAUCGCGGCGAAGAGUUCCCACUCGAUCGGCAAUGGCGUCCCAGAAGGAGCGAGAUGACUUCGUGUACAUCGCCAAGAUCGCUGAGCAAGCCGAGCGCUACGAUGAGAUGGUAGAUGCUAUGAAGAAGGUUGCGAAUCUCGACGUCGAGCUCACUGUGGAGGAGCGGAACCUGCUCUCGGUGGGCUAUAAGAAUGUGAUCGGUGCAAGGAGGGCUUCUUGGAGAAUCCUCUCCUCCAUCGAGCAGAAGGAAGAGGCGAAGGGGAACGAGAACCACGUGAAGAACAUCAAGGACUACCGGCAUAAGGUGGAGACGGAGCUUUCGAAUAUUUGCACCGAUAUUAUUUCCCUGAUCGAUGAGCACCUCAUCCCCUCAGCUUCGGCCGGCGAAACAUCUGUAUUCUACCACAAGAUGAAGGCCGAUUACUAUCGUUACCUGGCAGAGUUCAAAGCUGGAGGCGAUAAAAAAGAAGCUGCAGAGCAGUCCUUCAAAUCGUAUGAGGCUGCCACAAAAGCAGCUGAGUCGGACCUUCCUCCUACUCAUCCGAUUCGAUUAGGGUUGGCACUGAAUUUCUCUGUUUUCUAUUAUGAAAUCAUGAACUCACCUGAACGGGCUUGCCAACUUGCAAAACAAGCUUUUGAUGAAGCUAUCUCCGAGCUUGAUACACUGAGUGAAGAAUCAUACAAGGAUAGCACUUUGAUCAUGCAACUAUUGAGGGAUAAUCUUACUUUGUGGACUUCCGAUGUCCUUGAAGAUGGAGCAGCAACUGAAGACGGUACAAAGGAAAACCAUGGGAAGCCUGCUGCACCUGAAGAGGCAGAGUGAAGGUUUGAUGAACUGGAACCUGUUGGAGGAACAUCCUUAGGCGAUCUGUCAUUUUGUUGCCAUUUUUCUUUAGUUUUUCUCUGUUAUCGUUUCUAACUUGAUUUAAGAAUUUUGUCAAAACUUGGAUCAGGCAUUUGAUAUGUUGGAGAGUUGCAUUGAUUUCCUGAA